AUGUUCGAAUCUGUCAAUUUGGAUGAAAAUUCUCCAGAAGAUAAAGAACUUGUUAAGGUUUUGUCCCCACCGGGUAGUUAUCUUUCUCCAGCUUCACUAGACAGUGGUUCAUCGUUCACAAAUAGUGGAACUUCGGCUAGCUGCUUUGAACCAAAAAAUAAUCUACCCUCCUUAUCAUUUUUAAAUGCUAGAGCAGGUUCUUUAGGUGGCAUUUUUAAUCAUAAACAGAUGACCUCACCGUCAAAUUCGAAUAUAGCAGGCGAAAAUGUAGAAUCGACCACAAAUAGUAACGACAGCAGUGAUGGAAAUGCAGGCCAUUCCACUACCUCACAAAAAGAUGAUAAUGGACGCUCUUCCUUAACACCGAAUUCUGCUGUAACUUCAACUGUUACGGACAAGAAGGGAAAUACGGUCAAACGGAAGUAUUCCAGAAAUGGGUGCUCUGAGUGUAAGAGAAGAAGAAUGAAAUGUGAUGAAACCAAACCGACCUGUUGGCAGUGUGCAAGAUUGAAUCGUCAGUGUGUUUACGUUUUAAACCCAAAAAAUAAGAAAAGAAGAACCUCCAACGCUUCAAGAGUAAAGGAAUUCAAGAAGCACGGUGCUAGUCUUGAUAACGAUCAUCACAAUGAUCGCAAGCGUCAGCAUUCGUCGUGCAAGGCUGAGAAAAAAAUAGCAGUACGAUCAAAUUUAGAUGAUGAUACUACGGACACCAAGCAGAUUAAAGAUAGUGCUAAGAGCGUACCUCUGGAUGAAAUAGAAUCCCUAGAGAUUCCAAACUUUGACCUUACCACCACAAUGGAUGGAUAUGAUGUUAAUUUGCUAAUGCAAAACUUGAAUGAUAUGGUUAAUAUGAAACUUCAUGACUCUUAUUUAUUGAAUGAAGAACUGAAAGGAUUAGAUUUACCCGAUUUAGACAUUCCUGAACUCUUGCCUGCUCCGAAUGCGAACAGUAGCGUACCUAUAUCCUUUCUGGUGAAUAAUGUAAUAACUUUUAACACAAAACUAAGCUCUUUCAAACUAGGCGGCAUUCACGAUAAGUAUCUAAAGAUAUUUUACUACGAUUGCUUAGACUCAAUUGCGCCUUUUUUUCAAAACCAAGGAAACCCGUUAAGAGAUAUCUUGCUUUCAUUCGCUAAAAACGAGGCCUAUCUUUUAUCUGCCAUUUUAGCAACAGGAGCAUCUAUAGCGUAUAGAAAGUCUAAUAACUUGGAAGAUGAGCGGAAUUAUUGUGCGUAUUUGUCACAUUGUCUAAGUUUAUUGGGGGAACAAUUCAAGAAUGAGUCAAACGUUUUAAAUAGAAUAGAACCUAUCAUUCUAACAGUAAUCAUGCUUGCGUGGGAUUGUAUUUAUUCUAUGAACUCCCAAUGGAGGUCUCACCUAAAAGGUGUCACUGACCUUUUUAAAAAAAUUAGCGCCGGGAACUCCUCAAAAGUCCUGAACGUUGCAAAAUGUUGGUUUAAAGUUAUGGAAACAUUUGCCAGUAUAAGUACAGUAUUCGGCGGAUCUCUAAUUGAUAAUAAUGACCUUGAUGCGAUUUUUGAUCCAUAUGAUUACCAAUAUGUUGACUCAUUAAAAUUCCUAAAUAUUAUGACUCCAUUAAAUGAAUUCAACCUUUUAAGAGGGCAUAAAGAAGAUUUCGAUCUUGUCAUCAAAGAGGUCUUCAAAUCACUCAAUAUAAUCAGGUCCACCGAAAAAAGCUAUUUCUCAAAAGAAAAAGGUUUGUUCACCAAGAAAUUAGACUAUUUGCUUUUAUCAUCUCAAACUUCAUCGGAAAAGUUCAAAGAUCAGAUAUCAUAUUUCAAUACCCAGAAAAUUCUUGUGGAAAUUGACAAGCAAUUAGAUUACGAAUUUAUUGACAAAUCGGGUAUCAUACCUUCAGACAAUCAAUCACACCCUAGAAUUAGUAAUAUUCAUGAUAAUGCCAUCGAUAUGGUGAAAUUGAAGAAUGGUGAAGAAAUUGCCAUCAGUUGGUAUGAUAUUUCUCAUCAAACACAAGUUUUAUCUUUUUUGUUGAUUGUAUUAUUGAAGCUUUUAGGUAUGCCGAAAGAAUCAAGUACCAUUCAACAAGUGGUCAAAAAAAUCAUGUCUUUUUUUAAAUUUUUAGAUAGUGACUCACCGCCGCAAAAUUCGAGGACUUGUUAUAGUAAUUUUGCUGUAUUGAUAGCUGGUUUAAAUGCAAUGGACGAAGAAACAAGAGCGAUUGUUAAAAGAUACUAUAAGAUUAAUGGUGGAAAAUUCCAACGACUCACAGAACAUAAUCUUAACAGGCUAGAGAAGGUCUGGUAUGGUAAAAAUCAAAAUUACAGGUUGGAAGAACAAGACGUCCUAACAUGGUAG
This is a messenger RNA of Saccharomyces paradoxus, 2337 nucleotides long. It is a transcript of the gene LYS14, whose product is annotated as Lys14p. Gene Ontology annotation, biological process: positive regulation of transcription by RNA polymerase II. The transcript has a single exon. Gene Ontology annotation, cellular component: nucleus. Gene Ontology annotation, molecular function: zinc ion binding; transcription cis-regulatory region binding; DNA-binding transcription factor activity, RNA polymerase II-specific. The record is from RefSeq and is a predicted model, not a curated record. Lineage: Eukaryota; Fungi; Ascomycota; Saccharomycetes; Saccharomycetales; Saccharomycetaceae. Bases 1 to 2337 code for a protein of 778 amino acids.